Molecule: messenger RNA, 3298 nt
Organism: Cavia porcellus (domestic guinea pig)
Lineage: Eukaryota; Metazoa; Chordata; Mammalia; Rodentia; Caviidae
Product: arylacetamide deacetylase-like 2
Exons: 5
Coding region: 5-1210 (401 amino acids)
Cellular component (GO): membrane
Molecular function (GO): carboxylic ester hydrolase activity
Source: RefSeq, a predicted model, not a curated record
UAUCAUGGGGUGGAAAAUUCCGAGCUUUGCAUUGUUUUGUAUUUUCUUUGCUUAUUAUAUUUAUUUACCCAUACCAGAGAACAUUGAAGAACGCUGGAAAGUAGGACUCAUAACAAUUUUAACAAAAUUUGCUUCAUUGAUGAAUGUAUUACUUGAAAAUGUAGGUAUUAUGAGAUAUGGACAGUUAUUUAGAAUAAUAUUGGCAAUGGACCUUACAAAACCAAUUUCAGAUGAAAACCUUACAGUGAUUGACACAGACUUCAGUGACAUUCCAGUACGGUUAUACUUGCCUACCAGGAAGUCAGAAAGACGAAGACCAGCUAUAAUUUUUAUUCAUGGUGGGGCUAUGACCCAGGGAAGUUGCAAACUAUCUUCUUAUGACUCCCUGAGUCGAUGGACUGCGAAGAAACUUGAUGCUGUUGUUCUGGGAGUGGAUUUUAGACAAGCUCCUCAGUAUCUGUUUCCAGUUCCUCUUGAAGACUGUGUUUUUGCGGUUAAGUUCUUUUUACAGGAUAAAAUUCUUAUGAAAUAUGGAGUGGAUCCCACCAGAAUAUGCAUUACAGGCGACAGUUCUGGGGGCUUGUUGGCCACAAGUGUGGUUUAUCUGCUACAGAAUGAUCCAGAAUUCAAAGAUAAAAUUAAGGCACAAGCCUUAAUUUAUCCUGUAUUACAGGUGUUUGAUACUUUGGUGCCCUCACAUCAAGAAUAUGCAAAUGGUCCAUUUUUGACAAGAGAAAUGGCUAUAAAACUCUUCUGCCUAUCUUUGACUAUGGAUGAAGCGCUACCCCAGGCAAUGUUAAGAAAUCAGCAUAUGCCUGAAGAAUCAAGACAUCUGUUCAAGUAUGUUAACUGGAGUGUCUACCUUCCUGAGAAGUAUAAAAAGUACCAUGUUUAUACUGAACCAACUCUUGGAAAUCUUAAAAGUUUGCAUCCACUUCUCGUUGAUAGUAGACUAUCACCUUUGGUGUUAAAUGAUUCCCAGUUACAGACAUUACCAUUAACUUACAUCCUCACUUGUGAACAUGAUUUAGUAAGAGAUGAUGGCCUAAUUUAUGCCACGCGACUUCAAAAUGUUGGAGUUCAAGUUACCCAUGACCAUUUAGAGGAUGGAUUCCAUGCAGCUAUAUCGCUCACAGGACCACCAAUGUACAUACAGUUUGGCUUUAAAAUAAGAGAUAAAUAUAUUUGUUGGCUAGAAGAGAACCUAUAAAUUUAUAACUAAUAAAUGGAAAUAUAUAAUUGAUAAGUUACAAGUGUAGUCUGAAAAUAUUUAGACUUUAAUAAAAAAGAACAAUGAAAUAAAUUUGGAAUAAACCUAAAUUUAAAUCAGAAUAAAGGCUACUGUGUACCUUGAGACAUUAAGAUUCAUCUUAUAAAUCUUAGAUCUUGCUAAAAUGAAGAUUCAUUUUAUUAAUUCUUAUUAAACAUAAUUUAUAGUGAUAAAUUGUAAGUAUGUCUCAGCAACAAUAGAGUAUAAAACAUAUAUCUACAGGCAAAAAAAAAUAGCAUGUCAGUUUUCAGGCAGACAAAAGAAUGUAGGGUAGUAGUGAAAGAGGAGACAGCACGAGGAAGACCAUGAUGGCCAUUGUAGGGAGGAGAGUACCAUGUUUAUUGUACUGUCUUUCAAUCAAGCAUUGUUCAAACAGCUGCAAUGUAAAUUCUGCUAUUUUUUUCAUUCACAUCAUGUAAAAUUAGCAUAUUUCUAGACUCCUUUGCUUAAAAAAGGAGAAGGUUAUCAUCUGGACUGUAAAUCAUUUCUUCAGUCUAAAUCUUUGAGUCUCCCUCCAGCCUUCAGCAGCAUCUACCCUGAAGGUUGGUUGAUUAGCUAUACUCUGUUAUGUGCUUGUUUUUCAUCUAAUCAGAGUUGUUAGACUUAAUCAAGUCAAAAUUACUUAUUCUAUUAUUUUGAACCUAUAGAGUAUAUCACUCUUAGAGAAGAUACAUAACUAGCAAGAGAUUUUAUCGUAUUAUCUCCGAAACCAUUUGCUUGCUUGUGAUAAUGGGACUCAUACUUAUGUCAGUUUGGAUCACUGUACCAUGAACUAAAAUUCAUUACCACCUAUGAGCAGCACAAGCAAUGUUUAAUUUUCUGAGAUCUUGUGAUGCUACUAUUUGUAUGGAAUUGUUUUCUUGUUCUUUGCUGCAUGAAUUUGGUGCUGUGUAAAUUUAAUUGUGGCUUCUGAGUUUUAUUGAUACUUCCAUUUCAAAAUAUUUUAGAAUUUACUAUUAGUAUUUGUUUAUAGGUUGAUCAUUUAGUUGAUCAUUUAGUUUUGGCCAUCUGAAUACUAGUUGCUUACUAAUCUUCCAACAGAUUUUGUUGUAUAAGGGUCUUCUCUGAAAUGAAAACACUAAGUUAUUGUAUUAGUCAGGGGCGUACUAGAGAAAACAUAUAACAUGAGAUAUACAAAUGUAUAAGAAAUGACAAGACUGGCUUAUGGUGGUCUGCCACAGAGUUGGAUGGGGAAGUGUGCACAGGGUGUCUACACAGCAGAGGCUAAAGGAUCCAAUCAAUCCAGCGUCUGCAGUUUACCCUGGUGUCUCGUGCAAGCAGUCUGAUGGGUCUGCAACAGAAGGCUGAAGGCUCUACUAUGGAAGGCUGAAGAGUCCACACUGGAACAUCCAAACCAAAGGCAAAGACUGGAGCUUCUCCAAAGAAUGGAACGCAUUUGUCCUUUCUCCUUCCCUUUUAUACCUCCAGGUGAUGAGGUACCCUAGGGUGGGUCUUCUACACUCUUGGGUAUAAAGUGGCUAAACCCAUUUAGUGAGGCUUCUAAUGUCUCAAGUUGACACAAUCAACCACUAUAGUUAUUGCAUCAAAUCUCACAGAAUGCCUGGAUUUUUUUUUAAGUGAGAAGCAUUUUUACUUGACUUCCAUGAUCCAAGUUUACUUUAUGUUCACUUUAGAAAUAAGAACACGGUUUACUUUAGGUAGGAUACUUAAGAUUUUUACAGUAGGACAGUCACAGAAAGUCUUGUUAACUCGCAGCACUCCAGGCAUACACACUGCAAAAGCCAAGCCUUUCUAGGAGUUCAGGACUUUUAAAUGAUGCCCCAACCAAGGUAGAUCAAGUAUGGACUUCAGGGCUGUUCUUUCUCAUCAUGCACCUUACAAUGUUUCCCACAAAAACCAUGUUGUCACAAGUGUACUGACAAUCCUUUCCAAACAUCAACCUUUCAAUUAUACCGUGAAGCAAAAAUUUGCUGUGAACUGUCUCCCAACUCUGAUCACUUAGUCUACUGCUUCUAUGACAAAAUGCUUACUUAUUAAAUUUUAGUCCUGAUUUUCUGGUGUCACUAA